Neltuma alba is the source of this 1608-nucleotide messenger RNA. RefSeq names its product transcription initiation factor TFIID subunit 11. The transcript is spliced from 5 exons. NCBI's taxonomy places the organism in Eukaryota, Viridiplantae, Streptophyta, Magnoliopsida, Fabales, Fabaceae. Gene Ontology annotation, molecular function: RNA polymerase II general transcription initiation factor activity; protein heterodimerization activity. The coding region runs from base 571 to 1227 and encodes 218 amino acids. The record is from RefSeq and is a predicted model, not a curated record. Gene Ontology annotation, biological process: RNA polymerase II preinitiation complex assembly; transcription initiation at RNA polymerase II promoter. Gene Ontology annotation, cellular component: transcription factor TFIID complex; nucleus.
UCUCCAAUUUUCCACACCUGCGCACUGCUUCUUUUGUAAUCGUCUUCUGCGGAGCUUAGCUUCGUUGCUGUUUUCAGCCGUGUUUUGAUCAAUUGGAAAUUUGCGGCAGCUGAAAAGAGUAUUUUAUUGGAUGUGGCUUAUUUGAUGAUUUUUGUUUGUCUACCUAUCGCUGUUAUUUCGCUCUCUUCGUGUCUGACUUGUUUGGCGAUUUUAUUGGAUAGGAAAGUUGCUUCAUUUUGUUCCACUUUUCGAUGAAUCCUAAAAUCUGAUUAAAUAUUCUUUAUAUUACUCUCUGCUGCUUCUUUUUUGUGUUGGCAGGAUGUUAGAUUUUUGCUGUAAUGGUUGAUAACGAAAUGUUGGUAAAAUGUGUGUUACUGCGGAGAAUUUCGUAGGAUCUCUUAUUAACAGAAGUUUCGGUUUUUUUAUACACCACUGUGCAAGUGACUUGAAACGAGAACUUCGCGGCUUGUAUGUUUUAAAUUUCAUGAUGUAACUGCCCGAAGGUUUUAUUUAAAUUCAAUCGAAUUAUUUCAUGGUCAGGGACGUAGGUUUAGAACACUCUGAAACGGAAUGAAGCAAUCAAAGGAUCCAUUUGAAGCAGCAUAUGAGGAGCAAGAGGAUUCACCGCCAGAAUCGCCAGAUGAAGCAUUUGAAACACAAAACCCUAGUGCUGUAGGCGUGCAGGGUACCUUCGUUGGCCAAGAAGAUGACAUCUCGAAUAGUAAUGGUACUAAAACGGCGGCCCAAUUCACUCCGGCUACUAAAUUUCUCUCAGCUGGGACUAGCAGCGGGCCCACGACCAAUGCUGCUAAGAAUAAAGAAGACGAGGAUGAGGAGGAGGAAGAGAACAUGGAUGUUGAACUUGGCAAGCUCCCAUCAAGCGGCGACCCUGAUAAAAUGGCCAAGAUGCAGGCCAUAUUAUCACGGUUCACUGAAGAACAAAUGAGCAGAUAUGAGUCCUUUCGAAGGGCUGGAUUUCAGAAAGCUAACAUGAAAAGGCUGUUAGCAAGCAUUACCGGAACCCAGAAAAUUUCUGUGCCAAUGACGAUUGUAGUGUCAGGGAUAGCAAAGAUGUUUGUCGGUGAUGUUAUUGAAACAGCUAGAAUAGUCAUGAAAGAGAGGAAAGAAUCUGGGCCAAUCCGGCCUUGCCAUCUGAGAGAAGCAUAUAGGCGACUAAAGCUUGAAGGAAAAGUCUUCAAGAGACCAGCGUCUAGGCUCUUCCGAUAGGUGGAGCAGAUUGUGGAUGUAAUGUGAUUGAAAGCAAAGCUGAACAGGAGGACAGGACACUUUUUUUUCCCGGUGGCAAAGAAGGUAGCAGCAAGAAUUGAAGAUCGAAAGAGUCGGGGUUUUGUCUUUGUGACAGCUUCUGUAGAUAGAGUAUUGAUCAUAGUUGCGUAAUUAUGUUGACAUUUAUUUUCAGCUGAAAUGUGGUCUGAACAAAUGUUACUUGUGGAUAGUGUAUUGAAGUAUCAUGGCAAAACGAAAUUUGAUGGUUCUCCGUCAAUAAAAAAAAAAAAAAGACAUCUGACGCUUGUUGAGCCUGCUAUGACCCUGUAGACGUUUAAUUGUAUUUAUAUUCUUAUGUAAGAUUGAUAGGGGGUUAUAUGA